Messenger RNA from Sphaerodactylus townsendi, 1833 nucleotides. RefSeq names its product syncoilin, intermediate filament protein (gene SYNC). Bases 296 to 1435 code for a protein of 379 amino acids. Gene Ontology annotation, cellular component: intermediate filament. The record is from RefSeq and is a predicted model, not a curated record. Lineage: Eukaryota; Metazoa; Chordata; Lepidosauria; Squamata; Sphaerodactylidae. The transcript is spliced from 4 exons.
GAGCGCGGGACCCAGAAAGGGCCGAAGGAAGCCGGGGGGCUCGGCGAAGCUGCCGCUGCCAGAAGGGAGCGAGGGCCAGCCAAGCCGCCAGCAGCCCUGCCUCUGCCCACGCCUCCUCCUCCUCUCCCGCCCCGAGGGAGGGAUCCGGUGUCAGCCCUCGCGCCGGCAGUGCAGCUGGUCCCCGGAGGCCGAGGCAGGGGGCCAGCGGGGCUCCGGUUUCGGACCGGCCGUAUUAAUAGCCAGCCGCCGCCGCAGCCCACUCCACGCCAAAGUCCAGCCCAGCCGAAGGGAAGCAAUGGCCAAUUCUGAGCCCCAAGUGGAACUGGAUGAUGCCGAAAACUCAGCGCUGGCUGCUGGGGGUACAAACAUAUCUGUGGAGCUUGAUGGGGCUGAUGGUCUUGAGAUGUUAAACAUAGAGCCCAUCGAUGUGUCAUUCUCACAAGAUAUGGGAAUACUUGAUGGCCCAGUGGAGCUGCAGGCACCUGUAGCUGACCAGGAGUCAUAUGCUACAGAGCCUCAAACUAUGAGCAUCGAAGAACUUGGUGAACGUUUUCAGGAGUGCAUCGAGGCUGUCGAAGAACUGGAGAGGGAGAGGGAUCACCUUAUCCAGGAACUCAUGCUGCUGCGGGAACCAGCCCUGGAGGAAAUCAAGCAAGCUCACGAAGAAAUCCUUAAAGCCUACAGGUUGCAUUCCAAGGUUGAGCUCGAAAGGGACAGCUUGAGGGAUGAAGUUCGGCAAGUGAAACGGAAGCUGUUUAGGGUGACACGGGAAUGUGUGGCGUGCCAGUAUCAGCUGGAAACCAGGAGACACGACGUGGCGCAGUACGCCGUCUACCGGGAAGAACUGGAAAGCAGGGUCAGCCAGCUCUCUGAGGAACUGUCCCAGUUGAGAGAGACUUGUGAGAAAGAGAAGGAACAGUUCAGCCAGCUUUUGAACGUUCCUAGGCGCCGAAGGCACAGCUGCUAUCUGCAAGAGACCAGGAGGCUUUCCAUGGAGUUUGAGAGCUUUGUGGCAGAGAGUCGUCAGAGCCUAGAAGAACAGUAUGAGCCCAAGCUGAUGCGUCUCUUGGAACGCAGAGAAGCUAGCACCAGGGCUUUGCAAAAGACCCAGGGCGAGAUCCACAGACUGAAAGAAACUCUGCAACCGCUGAAGGGAGAAGUGAACAAACUAUGGCUGCAAAACAGGAGCCUGGAGGAACAGAUCCUACUCAUUAAGCAAAAACGGGAUGAAGAAAUUCUUCAGUACAAGGAGCAGGUAGAGGAGAUGGAAGAAAGGUUGCGAGAGCUGAAGAACGGAGUAAAACUUCAGCAGCACAAGAACAAAGAACUGGAGGAGUUGAAGACCAGCUUGCAUAAGGAGCUGUCUAUUUACAAAGACUGCUUAGAAAUAUAUGAACAACUCUGCAAGUCAGAAGCAAAGCAAGACAAAGACUGAAAUUUGCAGCCAUGGACUUAUUAUAUAUACACACACACCAGAAACACUUACAAAUGCAGUCUCAUUACUAAGAGCGACAGAAGCAAGCCUGAAUUCCAAUAGAAGCCAACAGUUGAUGGUUUGCAUCUUCUAUUAUCUUGAAAAGAGUUUCGAAUGAACUUUAGUUUGGUACUUUCACUAGAUGGUCAACUGAUAAGCAUUAUGCACAUUUUGAAGCUGAAGAUAGUACAAAGCCAGUGUUCCAGCAAGCAAUUCCCAAUACUGGGUUUCUUUUUAGGUAUAAACCACCUAACAGAAUUAGUUAUUCUUAGUUCUGUACAUGUCUGCCGGUAACUUUGACAUGUUACAGAAAAAGAGAUAGAAGUAAAACCUUAAUUAAAUUUUUAAAUACAAGAACA